Cyprinodon tularosa is the source of this 4194-nucleotide messenger RNA. RefSeq names its product myotubularin related protein 2 (gene mtmr2). The coding region runs from base 160 to 2103 and encodes 647 amino acids. Gene Ontology annotation, biological process: dephosphorylation. NCBI's taxonomy places the organism in Eukaryota, Metazoa, Chordata, Actinopteri, Cyprinodontiformes, Cyprinodontidae. The record is from RefSeq and is a predicted model, not a curated record. The transcript is spliced from 16 exons. Gene Ontology annotation, molecular function: phosphatidylinositol-3,5-bisphosphate 3-phosphatase activity.
UGACAGGAUCGGGAGGCUUCUGGGAAAAAAUGGCAGCUUCCUUUUGUUUGUGAGGAUUGGCUGCACUGGGAGCGGACAUUUAAAGGCGGUGUUCAACGGAAACCCCGGUCUAUUUCACACACUGAGGGCUUUUCCUGCCUUUUAUUUACUUUCUAGAAGAUGGAGAAGAGCGGCAGCAUCGACAGUUUGGGCUCCAAACCCUCCUCAUCCCGACAACCAAGUGUUGAUUCAUUGUCCAGUACCUCCACCUCUCGCUCUGACCGCUCCGCCCAGGCCAAACCCCCAUCUGCACUGUCCUCCGACUCCGUGUCCACCUCUACAGAGUUCUCCCCGGAGCUCAGGGUAAAACCCAAAGCUGCUGCCAAGAAGGCGCACAGAGACUCGGAUAAAGAAGAACCACAGUUGCUUCCGAAUGAAACUGUGCAAGAUAUGGCGCAUGAUAUCACCUAUUUCUGUCCUUUUACUGGAGCGCUGAGGGGAACCGUGAUGGUCACCAACUAUAGGCUGUUCUUUAAGUCCAUGGACAGGGAGCCGGGGUUUAUGUUGGACCUGCCUCUCGGAGUUGUAAGCCGUGUGGAAAAAAUCGGAAAUGCUUCGAGCCGUAAUGAUGUGUCCUAUGGAGUAGUUUGCAAGGAUAUGCGGAAUCUACGAUUUGCUCACAAACACUUGGAGGACACGUUGAAGAAAUCGGUUUUUGAGGUUCUGAUGAAGUUUGCGUUCCCCGUGUCCAACGGGCUGCAAAUCUUUGCCUUUGAAUACGGGCAAGUUUUCCCUGAAAAUGGAUGGAAAGUUUAUGAUCCCAUAUCGGAGUACAAAAGACAAGGUAUACCAAAUGAAAGCUGGAGGAUAACAAAAGUAAAUGAUCAGUUUGAGCUGUGUGAUACGUACCCGUCCACCCUGGUGGUUCCAGUCAACAUCCCAGAUGAGGAGCUGAAGAGAGUGGCAGCUUUUAGAGCAAAGGGCAGGAUCCCUGUGCUGUCAUGGAUCCAUCCAGAGAGCCAGGCCACGGUGACACGCUGCAGCCAGCCGAUGGUCGGGGUGAACGGGAAGCGCAGCAAAGAGGACGAGAAAUACCUGCAGACCAUCAUGGAUGCCAAUGCUCAGUCCCACAAACUCUUUAUCUUUGAUGCCAGACCAAGCGUCAACGCUGCUGCCAACAAGAUGAAAGGCGGUGGCUUUGAAAGCGAGGAUGCAUAUCAGAACGCUGAGCUUGUGUUCUUGGACAUCCACAAUAUUCACGUCAUGAGGGAGUCUCUCCGUAAACUGAAAGAUGUAGUUUACCCCAACAUUGAGGACUCCCACUGGCUGUCCAACCUGGAGUCAACCCACUGGCUGGAGCACAUCAAGUUGAUCCUGGCUGGAGCGCUGAGGAUCGCAGACAAGGUGGAGUCCGGGAAGACGUCUGUGGUGGUGCACUGCAGCGACGGCUGGGACAGGACCACCCAGCUCACCGCCCUGUCCAUGCUCAUGCUGGACGGCUACUACAGAACCAUCCGCGGAUUCGAGGUCUUGCUGGAGAAAGAGUGGCUGAGUUUUGGGCAUCGCUUCCAGCUGCGGAUCGGUCAUGGCGACAAAAACCACACAGACGCAGACCGCUCGCCUGUUUUCAUCCAGUUCAUCGACUGCGUGUGGCAGCUGACCCGACAGUUUCCUGCAGCAUUUGAAUUUAAUGAGUACUUCCUGGUAACCAUCCUGGAUCACCUGUACAGCUGCCUGUUUGGGACAUUUCUGUGUAACAGUGAACAGCAAAGGUUGAAGGAGGAGAUUCCCAAGAGGACAAUCUCACUGUGGUCCUACAUCAACAGCCAGCUGGAAGAGUUCACCAACCCCAUGUAUGUGAACUAUUCCAACCAGGUACUGUUCCCUGUUGUCAGCUUACGCCACCUGGAGCUUUGGGUCGGCUACUACAUCCGCUGGAACCCUCGCAUGAAACCGCAGGAACCGAUUCACCAGCGCUACAAGGAGCUUCUAGCGAAGCGAGCCGAGCUUCAGAGGAGAGUGGACGAGUUGCAGCGGGAGGUGACAAACCGCUCCGUGUCAUCGUCCUCAGAGAGGGCGGGCUCGCCCACUCGCUCCAUCACUCCUGUGCAGACCAUGGUUUGACUCUAUUCUGACUGGAGGCACAGCCCUGCCUGGGGGGUGCAGAUCAGUGUCACAACUGGAAGCAAGUAGGACCUGGGUGUCCUCUUUAGGGGUUUGAUGCACUACCACUGAAUGUUCAAACAGGCGGGCUUCUGACAUCAUUGGACUGGAGCCAUAUGUAAUAAACUCGUCCUCUGACGUAGGUGGACAUGUGAAUGAAACGAGGAAGGACUCGGAUGCCUGUUGACACACCUACAAUUUAACUACACUAAUCAUUCACGAGUUAAAUUUUUAUGCCUUAUAUGCUUCAUAGGAACACACUUCUCUUUAUAUCUUGAAACACAGCAGCUGACAGUUUGGGAACAUUAUGAGUGCUGCAAAAAAAAGGUAGAUGGGGCAAAAAGCAAAGCAGUGGUUUUGUAGUUUUAUUUCCAAGCUGUAGCUCUAGAGAGAUGAUACUACACUGCAAAAGCUCAUUUCUAAAUAAAUAAGGGUCUUACAGUGUAUUAACCUUUAUUUGAGCAGGUAAUUAAGAUGAUCAACCAGUGGAAGGAGUAUUUUUGCCCUUAAAAUUCAAUGAUUAGAUUUUAUGUAUUUGAAAUAGAUUUUUUUUUUCUUUUAAACCUAAAACAAUCUAUUUCAUUGUUUUUCUUACUUGCCUGAUCAGAGGGAUCAAGGGAAAAUCCACUUAUUCCAAGGGAAAUUCUCUUAUUUAUCAUUUAGUUGUUGCAGUGUGACAUUCUGAACAUUUUUAAAAAGGUUCAUCUACAUUAAUUGAUUAUUUUUACUGGAAAAAUGUCCAUCUAACCAAGUCCAACUGUCUUAGGUCGAGCCAAAAAUCUUUUUCGCCUUUCUUUUUUUAUAUAUAUAUUUCCAAUAAAAAAAGCGGACUAUGUUAGAUUAUUGAUCUUAUUUUGAUCAAAUUCUACUCAAAAUUAGUAUAAAACUCUGCCAGUGUGGUGAGACACUGGUAUUUCAAGAAAUCUUAGCAAGUUUGGUUGUCUUACUGCACUGGAAGAAUAUUAAACAUGUUAUGAGUAGAACUUUCUUCAAAUAAAAUUAAUAAUCAAACAGGAACUUUUAGGCUUAAUUGGAGAUUGUAAGACCUGGUCAGAGACUUUGCAGUGUUUAGCUUGUUGUAAACAAACAUCUGUUAUACUUUUAGAACAGAUAUAAUCUAUACAUUCCUUUUACUGAGCAGUUUAACUUCUGAAAGUUUAAAUUCUUCUAAGAAGCUAAUAUUAUUUAUUAUCUCUUUGUUUGAACUUUGUAUUUCUAAGCAACCUAUCUCUAUGCUAAAAAAAAUCUAAAAAUAAGUAUAAGAUUUAUUAGAUUAGUGUAUUUACUCCUCAUUCCAGCAGGUACAUAAAACAAGAUAAAUAAGACUUGGAUUUAAUGAUAAUUGUACUUAUUUUUAUUCAACCAUUUGCUGUUUGGGCUCCUAAUUCAAUGUUCUCUGGAUGAUAUCACUAAAUCACUUUACUGCAAAUACUAUCACUUUACUGCAAAAUAUGCAACAAUUUCAGCUCAAUUUUUUCGAUAAAUGGAAUAUAAUAAUUAAAAUCUGUGCCUUUUUUGGAUAAAAUAAAACAAGCAUGCACAGAUCAUAAAUAAAUAAAUAAAAAAAACAUUGUUAGCAUUGUUUUUCUGCAUAUGUGCAACACUUGCAUGAAACACUAAUCAGCUUCAUAGUUUUUUCCUUCCAUUUAAACUGGUCAAAUGUUAAUGGUUUAGUUAAAAGACCCAGUAGUACUAGCAAGUAUCCUCUAGUUGUAAAAAGUGCCUUUCAUGGUGAAAUAAGGAAGGUUUUCUGGAGUUGAAUGUUUAGUGGGAUUCACACUGUUACGUUUAUGUUGUAGCUCUUAAAUGUUCUAAACUUAUUAAAAUUUCUCUGUUUUUGUUUUUUUAUUUAACUGUAUGUUAAUCUGUGUCUACAUGUGUAUCUCUAAUGUCACUGAUCAUUGUCCCAUUUUAAAUGUACAGCUAUUAAAGUCAUACUCUUCCACACCUUUCCCUUUGCUCUAUGCACGACUACUUUAAUUCAUUUUUUUCCCCACCUGCAUAUUCAACUUUACUGUUGGAUGUCAAACUGCAUUAAACUAUUUAAUAAAA